AUGCAUAAAACUGACUCUGGUUUUUAUGUUAUUGACGUUUUGCCUCUCCAUCAUGCAAGCAAACACGAAGCUCAAAUUAAGAGAACAGCCAUACUUGAACAAAGACGUCUUAAGUUGGCUCGUCAAUUUUCACACGUUAAAGAUGUUCUCAUAAAACAACAUCAACGAGCCCUUCAUGACUCUUCAGCUAAACGGUACCAUAUUCAAGAAACUUUGAGAAUGGCUGAAAAAAAUAGAAAUACUAUUCUUCAACGUUUGGUAGAACAAUGUGCUCAAGAAGUCGCCAGGUGCAAAGAAGUUGCUCGUCAACAACAACUCAAGAAUCAAAAAGAUAUCGAUAGGCGUCGUGCUGAUAUGGAACGCCGUCAAUGUGCUACUGCUGCUCGUCGUGCUAGACUUCUCACCGUUCCAAAAUCACGUUUGCUCUCCAGUGAUUAUCCUAGUCCGCCCAUUCGUGAAGAAGCUGCAUCAGUAAUUCAAAAUGCUUGGCGUUAUCAUGAACUCAUCAAACUCGUUAAAGAUUAUCAUAACUUUGAUAUUUCACUUCAUACCGUUGAAAAUAUGUCUUUUCAAAACGCUGUGCAAUUAUUACAGAAAUCUGCUAUUAUUCAAAUCGCUAAUAAAUUUCUACAGAAGGUCAGCAAGACUUCUCAAAUGAUCAUGGAAACUGGUAAAUAUAAAAAUCCUGCAAGAAUUUUCUUAAGUGCUUACAUAAUUGUAUCACACACAAAAGAAAUCCUUGUUGAUAUUGGGUAUUAUGAAAAAGCUCUUUUUAAAUCAGCUAAAGCUAUGUUGAAUUCAUUAGAAACAUGGUUCGACUCUAUCAACAAUGACAAAUAUAAUAAAAUCCGUUGUUAUGGACUUAUUAAUAAUUUUCUUUCGGCUUGGCAUACUUACUACAGGGAUUUCAAUAUAUGGAAACCAAAAGAUUCCAAAAAACUGGCAAACAAUUUGAUUGCACACUAUACAGAAUUGGAAAAAUCACGUAACACAGGCAAGGUCAAUAUAAGCCAUCAACAAAAAGAGAUUAGAAGGAAGAUUAGGGAUUUAGGUGAUGAUGAAGUAACUGCUAAAUUGGAAAGAGCACUUGGGCGUUUAAAAAAAAAUUCCCAGAUUGAGACAGGUAGUGGUAGUGGUGAUAUUGAUACUUCUGAUUCUAUCAAUAGUAUGGCCACUGAUCAAGAAAGUGACGAACAAGAAGAUUGUGAUAAUAAUAAUUCAGGUGCUCCUCAAAGACAACCAUUUGUUCCACCUAAUAUGUAUGAUAAAGCAUCUAAAAAAUCACCUGCCUUGCGUAUUAUUCAAAGCUAUGGAGUGCCAAUCGAGGCAGCAGGAUUGGCAAAUGAACAACUUAUUCAUGAAAUCAUUAUUGAUCCUGGAUUUGAGUUGAAACCAUUGAAAUUGACUGGAUUGGAAGAAAGUAUUAAUCAAAUGGCUAAAAAAGCUUAUUUUGAUUCUAUAAAAGAAGAUUUUGAAAAGGGUAAAUUUAUUCAAUGGAUACCCAAUCUCUUAAACGACAUUAAAAAGAAACUUAUUGGAUUGAUGCCACCCAAUUCACCAAUGUAUGCUUCUGUGGAUGAAAUACUUGACAUUGAAUUGAUUACACAGCAAAGCAAAGCAGGUGUAUACAAUGUACGUGAUUGCAUUAUGUUUAUCACUGGCAUGAUGUUAAAAAUCUGUGCACCAGUUCGUGAUGAACAAAUUCAAUCGCUCCGAAAUAUGACUGAACUUUCAAAAAUCUUCCAAAAAGUGUUGGAAAUUCUGGACUUGAUGAGGCUAGAUCUUGCGAAUUAUCGUCUGAAAGCACUUAGACCUUAUCUGAAAGAACAUGCAGUUGAUUAUGAAAGACGUAUAUUUGAACAAGCUCUAAAAUCAAAUCGGUUUAGUCUUGAGCGAACAAAGGCUUGGCUACAACCAACCGUUGAUUCACUUCUUUGCACAGUCGCUGAGCCUAACCCUAAAAAUGAUUUGUUGCCAAAUCAACAUGAUCAUGGUAUUAAAUUUGCUCAAGUUUAUAAUGAAGCUCUAGUCUCGUAUAUUUUCCAGCAAGUAUUAAUUGACAAAAACAAUUGUCCUGAAACUUUCUUGUUGGAUUUGGAAAGACUUUGGAAUUUCCAGAAUGAAGGACAAGCAAUCACAAUUGCAGCAGCAUUGCUAAUGUUAACCAAGAACAUUGCUAAUGGUUCCUCUGCCAACUCAAUUAAUGGGGAGAAACUCGAGACAUUGAAGAAUAAUCUUUUUGUUUUGUUGAUGGAUCAUAGCACGAAAAUAGACAAUUUGACAACUGAAAUUUUAUCACAUUAUCCACCGACUAUUUCAUUUGAAACCCAAUCACUUAUCAAAUCCAUGGUUUCUAAAACUCUUUCCCAGUCAGAUAAAGUUUUCUCACUUCUUUCACGUAAAAUCCAAACUAUUAUUAAGCAACAUCUUCAAACAGGACAGUUUUCGAAAAAGGAAACUUUAGCCCAAUAUGGAAUUCUUCCAGUUGCUAAUGAAUUGGAACAGCUCAGUCGAAAGAUUUUCAUUCUGGCACUUUAUAAUCGAGAAAUUUAUGCUGUUUGGUAUGAUAAUCUUAUCAAAGAGCGAUUGAAUAAAGUUAGAAAAUCAAUUAAUUAA
Messenger RNA from Entrophospora sp. SA101, 2616 nucleotides. The record is from the annotation of a GenBank genome assembly. Lineage: Eukaryota; Fungi; Glomeromycota; Glomeromycetes; Entrophosporales; Entrophosporaceae.